AGCAGCAAAUGAGACAGAACAACGAGGCGGGAGAGGUAGAAAGAGAGACAGAGAGGGAGGGAGGUGGAGAGGGGCCCCGAGUAGGAGAGAGGGCUAUAGGGUGAGGAAGAAGUAGAGAAAAAAGUUACGAGAAGUAGGAGAAAGAGGUUUCAGUGAAAAAAAAAAAGAAUGAGUGCAGAGAUUAACAACUACAGGAGAGAGUAAGAAGAAGGGAAACAACAGACAGGAAGGAAGGGGAGGGAGAAGUCUUGGGUAGAGUUGAAGAAAAGUUUUCUUGUGGGAAGACUCAGAUGAGGAAAACAGAGCGAGUGAAUGACUGGGCGAGAGGGAGCAGAGAGGGGAGGAAACCAAUUGUUUUCUAAGGCGUUUUCCACUCAAGCCUCUGGACUUCUUUGGACAUGUACACAGAAGGCUCUCACACAACGGGACGCCACCGAUUCCAUCAGCACAUCAACACCAACGCCCCCUGCUCCUGCCAUCACUGCGUCCACUAUGAGCAGCCAGCGUACGUCCGUCACGGUGGGCCGGGAUACCAACCAGCAUCAGCCAGACAGACGGACCACCCGUCUCUGGACUGCGGGAGAGACACCAUGGCUCCUCGGGUUAAAGACGUAGGAGGGAGAGCUUUCCCAGCGGACAGAGCUGAGAGAAGCGGUCAUCGCAGCCCACAGAGGAGGCCUGUGUUCGCAGGGCCGGGCCCUCGCAGCCAGUCAGACGACUUGAGCCAAGUUUGCCCCUGGGAGUCGAACCCUGCCCAGUGGAGCUGCCCGCCGGAGCCUGGGGUGAGACACUACCCGUCUGUCAGGGAACAGUGUGGCUGUGUGGUGCGCGGCGUCACCAGGGCACACCCCUUUAACGCCGGGAUACCACAUCCUCUGCCCCAUCUUCAGGUCAGAGGUCAGGGGUACAGGCACCGGAGGACUGUCAGGUAUGUCUCUGUGGAAGAGGAGGAACGAGAUUUCGGAUGCAACUCUGAGAGCUAUCAUUCAGAGCCCCAAAAUCCCCAUCUGGGUCAUUUACACAUGCCAAAUGGCCACUGUGGACCCAGGCCUGUGUUCUUUGAGGGAGGGGAGGAAAGAGAUAGCCAUCAGGACCGGGGCAGACUGAAGGGUGGAUCAGAGGAGGGCUGUAAUGGAGGCGGUGGCUCUCACAAAGGUUUCUUUCCCACUGAAGUCCCACAAAAACACUUGAACCAAAGAAGACAGAAGGGGCCCUGUGUCCCACCCUUCGGCAUCACCAGUCUGGAGCCCUCGAAAUCCACAACCAACGGGGACCAGCGGGGCCAGGGUUCGGAUGUGGCGAGGCAGCAGAGGGGGCAGGAUUCGGUGAGGGAUCAAAUCAGACAAGUGGUGACGGAUCUGGAGGAUGUGUUGGGGGGUUUGAAGCAAGUUCACGUGGAGAUGAAAGAGGUGGUCCAGCAGAUUGAUCGUCUCACAGCCAGAAUUGACGUCAGCGAGGAGACGCCCUGCAUCGCUCAGGGGGCGUCCAAUAACUUUCCCGUCUCGACUCAUCCGGGUGACCUUAGGGCGUCCCCGCUGCCUCAUCACCGUCACGAUCCGGUCCAGGCGAUGCAACACAUCGACGAAGACCGCAUCCUAUUAAGAACUAACUCUCCCUCCCCUGUUCACAUGGCGUCCGUCGUCAAAACCAGCCGCUUCACCCCACCCAGCAUCACCAAGGACCACAACCACGAAAGGACAGGCGUAAACGGCCACCCGCCUCACCUCUAUACCCCCAGAGACACCAACCACGUCGGACAAGCUCCUCCCGAGUCCCACCCACAGAGCCUGGACCCUAAGGUCAUUAUUGGUAACAGCACCUCCAGUUCAAGAACUCAGAAGCCUCCUCUUUACCCUCAAAACGGGCGCUGUGGGAAGGGCCCGUACCCGCCUCCCAAGCCUGUGAGGACCCCUGCCUACCCUGCAAAAGGCUGCCAGAGCACCAGCAUGGUGUGAUGGAGGGGGGGUGGUGGUCUGCCCCGGUGCCAUGGGGGCCUGAAACAUGAGACCCUGCUGCAGCGAGUGGAGGUCAGAGUGGGACCAGGCAGGGGAAUAACUCAUGGAGGGAGAGACACGCUCCAAGCUCCAGGUCGAGGCCGGCGGCCAGAGAAACGUGUCGGGGGGAAAAAAGUGCACGUACUUGAGCUUUCAUUUAUAAAACAGGAGCUGAUGCCACUGAGACAAGCUGUCAGCCGGUGGAAACAGAGCUCGGCCUGAAGGUGGGGAUAUUUCCAAAGGGAAAACUCCCCCCGAAGAGUCCACCUGCGCCUGUAUGUCACGCAAGCACAGAAGCAUGGAGGAGUGGCAGUCAAACCUCAACGAGAAUUCAUGGUUUUUGCUUUUUUCAUGAGAGGUAGUGGCAAAUAAUGAGGAUAAAGCGAACAACCACCAAUACAAAGAUAAAAAAGUAUAUUUCUAUGAGUGUUAAUUUAUUUUAUACUAGGCUAUUUUUUAUUGUGAAGAAAUAUAUUUUCAGGCAGCUCACACCAGUCUGGAUACUACCUAACCUAAUGUAUGCUAUAUCAAGAUGUAUAUCAUCAAAGCUAUUGUACAGGUAUUUUACAAAUAAAAGAGUUUGGACAGUUUUUCAUGGUUGUCAAAGUAUGUAAGGAGAAUAAUCAGGAAGGAGACUGGAAAAUUGCAAUACAAUAGAUUCUUCUUCCCUUUUUCACACAAUGUGACGUCUCAAUUAGGUAACUCUAAGAGAUGUGCAUUGACCGCUGAA
Anoplopoma fimbria (sablefish) is the source of this 2724-nucleotide messenger RNA. RefSeq lists its product as uncharacterized. The transcript has 4 exons. Gene Ontology annotation, biological process: positive regulation of cell size; positive regulation of translation. The record is from RefSeq and is a predicted model, not a curated record. The coding region runs from base 399 to 1955 and encodes 518 amino acids. Lineage: Eukaryota; Metazoa; Chordata; Actinopteri; Perciformes; Anoplopomatidae.